Messenger RNA from Rana temporaria (common frog), 1816 nucleotides. RefSeq names its product zona pellucida sperm-binding protein 4-like. Gene Ontology annotation, molecular function: acrosin binding; structural constituent of egg coat. Gene Ontology annotation, biological process: prevention of polyspermy; binding of sperm to zona pellucida. Bases 25 to 1791 code for a protein of 588 amino acids. NCBI's taxonomy places the organism in Eukaryota, Metazoa, Chordata, Amphibia, Anura, Ranidae. Gene Ontology annotation, cellular component: egg coat. The record is from RefSeq and is a predicted model, not a curated record. The transcript has 13 exons.
GGGGAGGUGUGAUCAUUAUUCAGUAUGGGGCUCUCCAUAGAAGGUUUCCUGGGCGGCCUAUGGAGCUGUUAUUUACUUGGCUUAGUGCACUCUGCAGGGAUGACAUUGGAUCAGUUGUCUGGUGUGCACUGCGGGGCCAAAGACAUGAGCUUUUCUCUUCCUGUGGGUGUAGAAGUGUUUGCAGCUGAUAUUGCAGUAUUGGAUAAUAAAGAUAAUGCCCGCUCUCUCCAGAAUGACACGGCAUGUGGCCUGUGGAUAGGACGGGACGUGGAGAAGACUCUGCUGGUCACUGCUGCCUAUGAUGGGUGCUAUGUAAGGGAGGAGGAUGAAGACUAUGUGAUGACUGUGAUCCUUGACCGAAUUGACAAUGGAGAAUUGGAUCAUCAAAAAAAGGAUCUAAAGUGUCCCUUAAAAUCAGUUAUGGACGCCCCAAGUGCCAGUGACUGUGCAGCUAUCCAGAAAAGUGACCGUUUGCCUUGUGCCGAGAAUGCCGUGUCCAGGGAUGUGUGUGAAGGACUGGGAUGCUGCUUCUCUCCUAGUGACUCUUCUCCCUGUUACUUUGGAAAGGAAGUGACUGCCCAAUGCACAGCUGAUGGCCAGGUUCUGGUUGCAAUUUCUAAAGAUGUGACUAUUCCAUCCUUAAUCCUGGACUCUGCACAUGUUGUCGAUGUGGACUCUUCAUCAUGCCCUGAAUUAAGUGUUUUGAAGAAUUCCGCUUUUGUAGCCUUCAGGUUUCCUCUUUCUUGUGGAGUAAGGAAGCUCUCUGGGAGUGAGAUGGUGGUUUAUGAAAAUACAUUUGAAGCUACAAUAGAAACGAUGAUAUGGCAAGGUGCUUCAAUCACGAGAGACAGCACCAUGAGACUAUUGGUUCGUUGCAACUAUUCUCAAAGUGCUCCUGCCCCCCUGAUGGUUGAAGUGGUUACUCUUCCACCUCCUCCACCUGUAUCCACCACAGGUCCCAUGUUCCUGGAAAUGAGAAUAGCUCAAGAUGCACAGUACAGGUCAUAUUACCAGGAAAAAGACUAUCCUUUAAUCAAAGGCCUCCGAGAUCUAGUUUUCUUGGAGGUCAGAAUACUAAGGAGAACUGACCCAAACUUAGUUUUGGUUUUGAAUAACUGCUGGGCCACACCGUCCUCAGACCCCACCCAAGAAAUGCAAUGGCCUCUUCUUGUUGGCAGCUGCCCUUACACUGAUGAAGAAAAUGACUACCUCACUGUAUUGUCCCCUGUUGAAACCGCAGUUGAUUUCCCAAAAUACUACCAGCGCUUCAUUGUCAGUGCCUUCGUUUUUGUGGAUGAACCUACCCAAACUGCUUUCAGUGAGACGGUUUACUUCCACUGCAGUGCCUCUGUGUGUAUCCCAUCCACUCAGGACCCUUGCAGUCCAUCAUGCAGCCAAAGGCGGAAGCGUGCAUCCAAGGAACCACUAGAGCAGAUCGUAGUAUCAAAGGGUCCUAUAAAUGUUGUUGCCAUUGAAAAUCGCCCAAAUGUGAAGAUGAGUGUGUCUAUUGAAGGGUCUACAAAAAAUGAUGAUUCUUGGAAUUUCGAGAUGCUGAAUGAGACAGAUGAGGGUUUUAUUGGUGUUGACGGACCAAUUGAUGGCAAUGUGAUUGAGGCAGAAAAACUAGUUCCCAGAAGAGCAAAAGGUGCCACAGAUGAAAAGCCCAGUUUCCUGAUGUGGGUGAGAGGGGCAGCCGUAGGAGGUGGAAUAUUGAUGGUGCUUGUUACCCUUCUGGGUAUCUGGAGAUGUCACCGACGCCAAAGACCCACAAUGCAUACUGUCAAAAUUUAAAUAAAUUCAGAUUUUUUUUUCUAAA